AACUCAUAUAUAUAAAGUCUCCUUCUCUUGUCAUCACAAUUCACAAAGCAUCAGUUUCUCCUUCUCCUUCUCCUUCUCCCACCUCUCGAUCCUUCGGAGUUUCCAAAACAGGAAUGUCCCGUGGAAGAGUUCCUAUGAAGAUGGAACUGAAACGUUAUGAUCUUGAACAACCUGUGUCUAUACCGGCCUUGAUUGAUGAUGAUGAUGAUGAUUUCUGGCCACUGAGUGAGAUUGAUACAAGAAAGUCGAAAUUCCCGUGCUGUAUUGUCUGGACUCCUCUCCCUGUUGUCUCUUGGUUGACUCCCUUCAUUGGCCAUAUAGGACUUUGUAGAGAAGAUGGAGUCAUUUUGGACUUUGCUGGUUCUAACUUCAUCAAUGUAGAUGAUUUUGAAUUUGGUCCUCCUGCUCGGUAUCUCCAACUCGAUCGAACCAAGUGUUGUUUACCUCGAACCAUGGGUGGCCACAGUUGCAAGUAUGGAUUCAGACACACUGAGCUUGGGUCAUCAGUUACAUGGGAUGAUGCACUGAGCAUGACUACACGUAGCUUUGAGCAUAAAAGCUACAACCUCUUCACCUGUAACUGCCAUUCGUUUGUUGCACACUGUCUCAACCGUCUUUGCUAUGGUGGCUCGAUGGAGUGGAACAUGGUGAAUGUUACUAUUCUGUUAAUGCUGAAAGGGAAAUGGAUCAGUCCUUCAUCAGUAGUCCGGUCAUUUCUGCCAUGUGCUUUCGUCACAAGUUUGGGGGUCGCGUUUGUCGGCUGGCCAUUCCUGAUCGGCCUUUCUUCGUUCUCGAUUCUUCUCUUUGCCUGGUUCAUAAUUGCUACUUACUGUUUUAAGGACAUCAUUUGUUGAAGCAGUAAGGGAGAAAUAAAAAAAAAAUUAUGUUAAUCCUAAGUAAUGUUCUCUUUUCCUAAGUAAAUUAUGUUAAUCCUUAGUAUGUUCUCUUUUCCUAAGUAAAUUAUGUUAAUCCUAAGUAAUGUUCUUUUGUCCUAAGUAAAUUAUGUUAAUCCUAAGUAAUGUUCUCUUUUCCUUUUAA
Capsella rubella is the source of this 1038-nucleotide messenger RNA. RefSeq names its product protein REVERSION-TO-ETHYLENE SENSITIVITY1. NCBI's taxonomy places the organism in Eukaryota, Viridiplantae, Streptophyta, Magnoliopsida, Brassicales, Brassicaceae. Bases 114 to 854 code for a protein of 246 amino acids. The transcript is spliced from 3 exons. Gene Ontology annotation, biological process: regulation of ethylene-activated signaling pathway; response to ethylene. The record is from RefSeq and is a predicted model, not a curated record. Gene Ontology annotation, cellular component: endoplasmic reticulum; Golgi apparatus.